AUGACCAGUCACAACAAAAAGGAGCAGAUGAAGGAAGAGGCUCGGAAGGCUAGACAUGCUCAAGCAAUGCGCUUUCUCCAGCAAUCUCCCACCACAAACUCGCCCCUUUUUUCUAAGCCGAAGCGAGUUCAGCAGAACUCAAACACCCCAAUGAUGAACCAAAUUUCCAAGAUUCUGGGGAACUAUCCUGAGGUGGUUGAAGAAAUUGGAAAGCAUGCUAGUCAUGGUCAUUUAUAUGACAUGGACAAGAACAUACGACCCUCUUCACGAGAUGCUAAUAAUCAGCAAAAAUGCAAGAUUCAACCCAAUGGUGUGACCCGGCCUCCUAACAACAACAAUUUACCCAGUGGACGUGGGCAAGAGCCCCGGUACGUCAUUAGUGGUCUUACUCAAACAAGGCACAAUGAAUCAAAAUUGUAUCAGAACAGUAGCACGUCAUUGCCAUCCAAAGAAAGUGGACAUGCACGUAAUUCUCUUGACUCUGGCUCUCAUAGUCGGAGUUCUCAAAACCCUCGGCUGUCUGGUUCUAGUGCUGAGAAGGACAGUUCGUCCUCUUCAUAUCAGCAGAAAAAUAAAUAUACCCACUCAUCUGUCAAUUUGAACCACAAAUCUCAUUCCUCCUCUUCAAUCUCAUCAUCACACAACCACCCCAGUGCCAGUGGCCUGGGCUCCAGUAGUGGGGGUGGAGGAACUAAAUCUAGCCAUGCCUUGUCUUCUGCAAGUGCUGAUUUGCACCACUUGGACAGAUAUUCCCACAAUAGUGGCAGUGAGAAGAGCUACAAUAAUAAACACCAAAGCAGCAGUGCAUCUGAUAAACAUGGUAGUAAUGUCAAAAAAGGCUGCUCUGAUCUCAAAGUAUAUAAUGAUAAACACCAUGGAGAUAGCAGAGGGCACACCACUAGUGAUGGCAAAGCCCACUCAAGCAACAGUGAGAGAACCAUGGUCCACUCUUCAUUAAAGGGACGGUCUUUAUCUCCAGCAUCUUUACCUCCCCCAAAUUUGCAACCCCAGACAGGUGUUCCACAAAUCUCUCGGUCACAGCGUCAAGGACCACCCCUAUUGCAACCCCAGCAGACUCAGCAGCAACAACUUCCACCACAGCUCCAGCAUCAACAGCCUCCAACCAUUAUUCCAGUUACCACCGGCUCUGAUAUUUGUGAUGAGAAUCACCACUGUUCACCCUCGAUUUCACCAUCAUCUGUUUUAAAUGCAACGAAUAAUAUUCGAAUGAAACCAUUGCCAUCUCAGCUGACCCCUCAACAAACAACCAAGAGUGCAAAGUUCUCACCACCACAUCUUCUGGAGAACUUGUUUAGUGACAAGGAUAAUGAUGUCAAUCGCAUUGUUCGGGAAAUGACUAGCCAGCCAGAAAAACUGACAGCCAUCAAAACCCCAGUAAAAAAUUAUACAUCACCCCGUGUCAAAAAGAAGCCUGAUAAAGAUAGCUUGGGUGAUAAGACAUCAAUGCCUGAUUUAUCUUUAAACCAGAAUCCACGCUACAAGAACAGGUCAAGACCAGAAGUCCCUUCUCUGGAAAAUCCUAAGAAUUUCCAACGAUGCAGUGUGGACAAUCUGUCUCCAGAUAAUGCUGAUCUCACUGAGGAAAAACACAAGAAUGAUCUUGACACAAUAAUAGCUGAAAUGACAUGCAUCAAAUCUCCAAUUACAGCCAUUAACACACCAGAAAAGAUAAAAAAUGCCCAACCUCCCUUCCCUAAAAAUAUUAAUUCUGACUUGGCUGUCAGUGACAGUGAGGGCUCUGUAAGUGAUGCUGAUGAACGACGGCCAUCUGAUGGAAAACCAUGUAACAGUUCAUCAUCAGAUGAAGAUGCAAAUUUAGAUGUGAAACGACUUGAUCUCUCUCAGGAAAAGGAAGCAAUUACUGAAGAGGUGAAGAAUCAUAUGUCAAUGAUGUUAAGUCCAAUGAUGGAUGGACCGCCUGUCUCUUCGAAUGUUGAACACUUGAGAGCUCAGGAUGACCUGUCACAGGACCUUGAAAUGAGUGAUUCUGACAAUGAAAGCAUUAAAUCUGGUUCCAGUCCGAACUCUCAGAACCAACAGCCAUCACUAAUGUGUGAUGUCAGUUUGAAAAUGAGAAAAAAUUCCGGUGGUUUUGACAUUCCUGCUCUUCAAGAGAAUGAUAGUGAUUAUGAGAUGGAAGAUAUUUACAAGAACCCAGCUGCCGAUGUGCACAACCCUGUGGUACCAACUGAAGUUGCCGUGACAACAGAUCCAAUACAUUUUUGUGGCACACCUAAGCUGUGCGCACCAACUGCUCGGAAAGGUUCUCGUGAAUCUCCUCAAAAAAUUAGCGAUGAGGAAAGUGAUGAUGAUGACAAUGAUGAUGAUGAUGAUGAUGAUGAUAGUGAUGAUGAUGAGGAAGAAGAGAAAGAAAUAAAGAGUGAAGAUGAAGGAAGUGCAGGGCCAGAAGAACUGCAAGAGAAGGUGGACCAAGGGUCAUCCUGUUCAAGUUACACAGAAUCAACUGAAGAUGAAUCAGAUGGAUCAGAUGAGGAGGAAGAACCUCAUCUUAACCCUUCUCCUCCGUCCGACCCAACAAAACCUGCAACUGAGGGAGAGCAUUGUGAUUCUUCAAGUAGUAUUCAAAAGAGUCCGACCCUGAGCUGGAGUUUAAGUCGUUUCAUUACGAAACACAUGGAAAGUAAACCACCGAAGGAGACUGAUCCACAAAAUAAAUCAGAGUCUGACAAUUGCAGUAGUGUAGCUAAUAGCAAUCAAGGUAGCCUCAGUAAUAAGGACUCUUCUGAUGAGAGCUCAUCAGAUUCUGCAAAUUCUGACUCUGAGGAAGAUAAUCCUAGUCAUAAGACAAUGCCUAAUGUGUCCCCAGACAAGUCACCAUUAUUGAGUGAAAGUGAGGAGCUACCUGAAGACAGUGGGAGCUUAAAGAGAAGCAGCAUUUCAUCAUCUGCAAUGGAUGAAGUCACUCCAGUAAAUAAAAGCGAACCUGUUGUCAGUGAUAUAUCAACUAAUAUUGAACCCACAGUAAUAUCUACAUCACUGAUAACAGCAAUGACAACAACGACGACAACUACUACUACUACUACUUCAACAACAACAAACCUUCAAGAUUGGCCCAGUACCAAAAUCCCAAAGGAAAAUUUGACCCCAACAUCUACACCAAAGUCAGUAUCACCCACGUUCUCAUCAGUUGACAAAAAACUCAAACGGAAAGUGUCGUUACCCAUUUGCAUUAAUCUUAGUUUGCUUUCCUCAUCUCCACAUAAAAAGCCUAGAUUGUCACCAGAGCCGUCCCAACCCGCCGAGAAUUUUAAUGCUGUCAAGGUUGAACCUGUCCCUUGCUCACAGUCACCAUCAGAGGCAGCUGUUGACAAAAAGAUCUGCUCCAAAUAUUCGCCAAAACAUGAAAACACCCUUUUCAGUUUAGAGAGUAACUCUUGUUUCAAACGACCUGUAAUGGUGAAAAUUAAUGUCAGUCUAAUGGAGUCAGUGCCCACGAACUGCAAAGCAGAGCUCCUCACUUCUGUAAAGAUUGAACCCUCUAAAUCACCAGCUGACCUUAAGUCUCCGUCUGCCACAAACAAACCUGUUGUUGGCUCCUCUAUCUCUGGUGCUAGCACACCGAAGUCAGCACCUUCGAAACUGAUAUCAACCUCAGAAAUUAUGACAACCACAACAGCAGCUCCAACAGCAACAACACCACCACCAUCACUACCACCACCACCACCACCCUUUCCAGCAAUGAUGGCAACAACACCACCAUCAUCCUCAUCUUCAACAUUAUCAUCCAAUACCUCCACGGUGACAACAUCAUCAAAGAGUGUGCUACCACACUUAACGACAACAUCGACAGCAUCACCAUUGGAUAAAGAUUUUAACUUCCGGAUUCCUAAGAGGAAUUCUGAUUCAGAUUCUCAGGAGUACAGGUUAAAAGUCAUAAAAACUGAUGCGCAGUCAUCAAAAUCCGAGGCCAAAACAGAUCCAGUUAAGACAGAUUCAAGCAAGAAAUCAGAUAUUGCUGCUAACAAAAGUAGUACGCUUCCUCUGCCAGAGAAUUUGUCUGCAUCAAACAAAGGAAAUAAAUUGUCCAAAGAACUGAAGUCUUUAGGUACAAAAUAUGGACAAACUUGCCAUGACAAUAAUAUAGAUGCUACUGCGUCAGUUGAUGAGAACUGUAACAGCAUGCCAAAUCCUAAUUCUGAGUCAAAUGACAAAAACGCCAAAGAAAAUCAAUCUGCACCAUCCAUUUCAUUGUCGACAAAACCGCCAUCUGAUUCCUUGAAAGACAUGACAAAAGCAGCAACUGCCUCAUCGUCCACCUCGACAUCGUCAUCAUCCUCAGCUGUGGUAACAUCAUCCACCUCAAAGUUGUCAUUAUCGUCCCCUGGAGCCUCGUCUGCUGCCAAUAUUGCUGGUCCACGACUAAAUACGUUGGCCCCAACUUCCAGCAAUUUGAAUACUAACAGUAAUGGUAGUUCUGCUGGGGAUUGCAGCACCAAUAGUAAUAAUAGUAGCAGUUCAAAACGAUCUUCAGACAAUAUCAAAAGUGGCCGUCCACCUGUGAAGGUACAAACGACCACCAGUAGCAGCAGUAGUAGUAGUAGUAGUAGUAGUAGUAGCAGCAGUAGCAGUAGCAGCAGUAAGAAGAAUAGCGCGACUUUCUAUUUUCAGGAGGCCACAAGGAUGAAACAUGAAGGCAACAAAAAGACAGACGUAUUUGAAAAGGCGUAUCUGUACAUGCAGUCAGUUGUCUAUUACGUAUUGUGCGGUGUGGCUAUGGAAAAGUCUCGCAAACAUCAGGACUGCUACAAGAUGUUCAGUGAGACGUUUGAGCUGCUUGAUCAGAUCGGACACUAUCACCAAUAUCCACAGGAGCAGAAGUUUGCAGUAUUACGACUUUUGCUCAUGUCUGCCAUCAGCAAAAAGCUCUAUGACCUCAAAAAGAAAGUGGCUGACAACCUGCGGCAGGCGCUGGAUGAGCACUACAAGCAGUAUUCAAGCAGCGCUCCUGUAUCUGGCACAGCACACUCUCAUACUCCCUCCCCAGUCCGACCAAAUCUGAACAUUUCUACACCCUCGUCGAGAUCAACCCCUUCCCCUUCAGGCAGCAUUGAUUCUAUACGAUCACAAGGGAGCAGUACCUCUGAUGCCAGAUUAACCCCGUCUGCGACUUCUGCAAACAACACCACCACCACUUCUUCUUCCUCCACCACAACAAAUACCACUUCCUCUUGCUCCUCCUCCUCCACUAUUUCCUCUUCCAUAAACCCUCACCCAUCAUCUGUUACGAACGCUUCUACUCCGUCAUCUUCACAAACUGUUACAAUUCCAAAGCGUAUCUAUUCCAUCACGCGCAACUAUAUGGAAAUCAUGGACUACCUUGUCAAAGCUCAUCAUUAUUCUGAUCAGGCCGCCAUCCAGAGGGACAACUGCAAAGACUUUACGGAGCUUCUCAACUCGCGCUGUAAGACAAUCUCAUUGCAGAGCAGUAUUUUAGAACAUGUUGACUAUGUCAAAGCUGGUUUGCAACUGUUACAAAACUCAUGA
Acanthosepion pharaonis is the source of this 5526-nucleotide messenger RNA. The record is from the annotation of a GenBank genome assembly. Lineage: Eukaryota; Metazoa; Mollusca; Cephalopoda; Sepiida; Sepiidae.